Molecule: messenger RNA, 696 nt
Organism: Parnassius mnemosyne (clouded apollo)
Lineage: Eukaryota; Metazoa; Arthropoda; Insecta; Lepidoptera; Papilionidae
Source: the annotation of a GenBank genome assembly
AUGGGCUUUAACUGCCCAAGGUUGGAGGAGCAUUAUAAAGAAUUAACAAAUACUUAUAUUCCUGAAAUGGUGAAAUAUAGUGACGUGCUGCAUCGACUUUCCUCAGAACUAAAAAAUGACAUUAUAAAAAAUAAUCCAGUUAAAAUAUUCUACGCAUAUGACGGAUUCAUUAGUCAGAUAAAUAUGGGUCUUCCUGUUAAACCAUCCAUACAGAAAAUGAUACCGGACAUAAAAAAAGCGGCUGAAGAAGCAUUUGAUAUAUUCAUUGCUAACGAUACCACGCUGCCAUUACAAGCUGGUCUACUUUUAAAAGAAUUCUUCGAAGUAUCCGCAUCAGCAGUUGCUGGGGUGCCCACUCAAAAAGUAAGGAUUUAUUCAGCGCACGGUUACAACGUUUAUGCCUUCAAGGCGAUAUCCAAGGCAAUACCAAGACAGGGCGUACCACUGUAUGCGGGGUUAUUUGCUCUGGAAUUAAGGAGAGUGGUGGAAACGGGAAGAUAUGUCGUUUUGCCAAUUUACGUGAAAGCUCCUGGUGAGCAAGUGCAGUACCUAGAGAUACAAGGUUGUGGUAAACCGCUGUGCGACCUUGAGAAGUUCUAUGCUAUCACUUCUCCCUAUGUGCUAAACGUUGACGAGUGGAAAAAAAGGUGUAACUAUGAUGAGAACACUAUAUUUGAUACUGAAAGCUACGAUUGA